Messenger RNA from Diorhabda carinulata, 2216 nucleotides. Its product is annotated as ninjurin-1-like. Bases 382 to 1236 code for a protein of 284 amino acids. The record is from RefSeq and is a predicted model, not a curated record. Lineage: Eukaryota; Metazoa; Arthropoda; Insecta; Coleoptera; Chrysomelidae. Gene Ontology annotation, cellular component: membrane. Gene Ontology annotation, biological process: cell adhesion; tissue regeneration. The transcript has 3 exons.
CAGCGAUUGGAAGGGAGUAAAUUCUUAUCGUGCUAUUUAUUUAGAAACGCCAAUUAAUUAGCUGUUGAUCCAUGUCGACUCGGGCCUUAAUUGUUUCUCAAUAAGAAAAAACAAUCAAAUAUUUUUAGGCGCCGUCGUACUCCACAUGACUUUUCCCUUAAGUACGGCGCGGGCAUGUUUUUACUGAUUACUCCUCGUAGAUGCCGCUGUUAUAUUUAAUUCACACAUUCAUUGGCAAACCAGUUAGUCAACAGAUAAACUCGCGGUUGAUGUAUUUAUAUUAUCAUCGUAAACUUGACCUCAGUUCGUCAACUACCACCGUCGUUAGCUGUUUUUAACGAAAAUAUUUUUAUUUCUUUUAACUUCAUAUUUAUCAAAACUAUGAGUGUAGCUUAUACAGCCUUGAAUCAAGGACAAGGUGACAACAAAAAGAACGAACCGAGUGAAUCUCAUUCAACGGCUAGUGCACCCAUGGCGAAGGUCGAGGCGGACGGUCUCGACGGACCCGAAGAAGAAGUACAUCGCGUUGGUGGUAAUAAUUCCGAAACGGUAGAACCUACAACACCUAACAUAGCUAUUUCGGAAGCUCCCGAUGACGAAAAACCGAACCACGACCUUUCCUACGAUCACCUCGAUGGACAUUUAGGAAAUCAUUUGAACAACAGUGAUCUGCAUUAUAGACCAGGGACACCAUCUUCACUUAGAUCGCCUAACAUAGGAGUUGGAUUGAAUUUCGAUACAGAAUUGGGAAGUUUAGCUGGGGAUACUAUACCAGAUAUUAAUGUUUAUCAACAUAAGAAAACUUUGGCUCAAGGUAUGAUGGAUUUGGCUUUGUUUUCGGCCAAUGCGAAUCAAUUGAGAUACGUUUUGGACAGUUAUCAGAGACAUCCUUAUUACUGGCCCAGUUUUAUCUUUAUCGUUUUGAGUUUGUCAAUGCAAGUUAUGGUGAGCAUAGGAUUAAUAUGGAAUUCCUUGUACAACGUCUCCAAUGAAAAACACUUACAUUCGGCAAAUAAAAUUAACAAUUUCACUGUUCUUGGUACUUUCUUAGUUGUUGUUAUUAACGUUUUCAUUACUUCUUUCGGAGCCGUUACUCCACUGGAAGGAUUUCCGCAAGUUUCCCUGGCGCCAAGAACUUCGGAAUCAGCAGUACUUAUGCCACUAAUAUCUCCCAAUACAUCAAUGUCUAGUUCACCUCUAAUGGAUAUGAACUCUUCUAGUUUAUUAGGAAGUUGAAUAGUAUGAGUAAAAUAUUAUAAAACUAUGGGCUACGUUACUUUGAAUUAGUGAACACAUACGAGGUCUGGCUAUUAUAUAACGAGUUUGCUCGCCUAGAGGGCACUCUAGACGGGUAGUGCAUUGGGUAUCUAUAGAUAUUUUGUCUAUGCACGUCUCUCAACACAUUUCCGUCACCAUUAACAGUAUUUGUGUAGUAGCGGUUUGUUUUUUUCUCGUGCCGAAAACCAUGUGUGACGUAAAAAAAUUCUAUAACUCGUGCGCGUGUUUUUGAGCGCUUGAAUAAGCGCUUUAGUGAGUGCCGAGAGAGCACUGAAGAUGACCAGCGUCCAGGUCGCCCUGUGACUGUUUCAACAACGGAAACAAUGACCAAAAUCGACCAAAUUGUGCAUGCAGAUCGUCGAACGAGCAUCCGGAUGGUUGCCGAGGCUGUAAACGCCGAUAAAGAAACGAUGAGAAACAUUUUGCACGAGGAAUUACACACGACAAAAGUCUAUACAAAGUUGAUGCCAAAAAAUCUGACUCCUGACCAAAAGCUCUUGCGUCAACGGGUCUGCUCAGAUUUCCUAGAAAGGUUAGAAAAAUAUCUGCUUUGGAUUUUUAUAAUAAAACCCUUUUUCGUAACCAAUCUCGUUAUUUAAUAGCCAGAUCUCGUAUUCGUACAGUAGUGCACUGAAAAUUAAAUAUGUAGUAUAUAAAUUACAGCGAUAUCGAAAAUUAAUGUUUACCUGUUUUGCAUUUACAGUAAAUCCGGCAGUAAUUUGAUUUCAAUAACUUUUAUUACAUGAAGUUCAACUUUACGAAACAAAGCAGAUUCUUAAAUAAUUUCAUAAUGUACCUGUAUGACAAUCGACGUUUAGUUAGGUUAGUUUAAAUAACACUUUUUUCCCAGUAGAGAAAGUUCAUUUGAAAUUUAAUUGAAUAUACACCGUAAAAAACUGAAUUUUAUACAAUCACAUUAAUAAAUAUGAUACUAAUAA